Papaver somniferum (opium poppy) is the source of this 474-nucleotide messenger RNA. RefSeq names its product transcription initiation factor TFIID subunit 11-like. The coding region runs from base 1 to 474 and encodes 157 amino acids. Lineage: Eukaryota; Viridiplantae; Streptophyta; Magnoliopsida; Ranunculales; Papaveraceae. The transcript has a single exon. The record is from RefSeq and is a predicted model, not a curated record.
AUGGCUACCCAAAUUCUUAGAUGGAAAAGUAGAAAAGAUAAGGAAAAGGCAGAGAGGCAUGCCAAAGUCCCAAGAUAUGGAAGUGCGACAGAGAGUGAUUCUGAGGCUUCUGAUGGAUUUGAAUAUGUUGUGGAGGAAGUGAACACCAGUGACCUUGAAUCUGAUGCUGCAGAGAAUAAACGCAAUAUGGAUGCUUAUCAUGAUGGGAUAUUGAAGAGACGAUUCGAGUAUGAACUUGCCAAUCCCAAAAUCUUUGCACGCACCAUGAGUGAAGGUGAUCCAAGCAAGGUAAGGGUAAGCAAACGAAUUUCCAUGGUAGAUGAUGAGGAAACUGAGAGUGACGAGGAUGGAGAAGAUGAGGACAGUGAUGAAGCAUCGUCAUCCAGUGGAACAUCACCUGCUUCAUAUGAAAGUGAUGAUGGUGAACGUUAUGAAGAUGAAGGACGGGAUACUGACGAAGAUGAUUGGUGGUAA